Molecule: messenger RNA, 879 nt
Organism: Arvicanthis niloticus (Nile rat)
Lineage: Eukaryota; Metazoa; Chordata; Mammalia; Rodentia; Muridae
Source: RefSeq, a predicted model, not a curated record
GUAUCUUUGGCAAUAGUUACGGCCAGGAGGGCUGUGUGAACUGCUUAACCGGCAGAAGCUGGAGUCUCCGAUGACUUGGUGCCUUCAUCGCUCUGCACAGGGGAUGAUGAGACAGAAGACUGAAAAGUGAUCUCCCCCAAAGUCACCGUAUUAUUGGCAAAUCUGGACAAGAACACCGGCUUGUAACUUCGAAGACCAAGGAUUUUUAUAUUACUCUUGUAGGAAAGAGACCCAAAGAUCUUUACAAGCUAUCUUGCUGGGAAAUGCCCAAGGUCAAAAGAAGCCGGAAAGCACCUCCAGAUGGCUGGGAGUUGAUCGAGCCAACAUUGGAUGAACUAGAUCAGAAGAUGAGAGAAGCUGAAACUGAACCCCAUGAGGGAAAGAGGAAAGUGGAGUCUCUCUGGCCCAUCUUCAGGAUCCAUCACCAGAAAACCCGCUACAUCUUCGACCUCUUUUACAAGAGGAAAGCCAUAAGCAGAGAACUCUAUGAAUACUGCAUUAAAGAAGGCUAUGCAGACACAAACCUGAUUGCAAAGUGGAAGAAACAGGGCUACGAGAAUCUGUGCUGCCUGCGCUGCAUUCAGACUCGAGACACCAACUUUGGCACCAACUGCAUUUGCCGGGUUCCCAAAAGCAAGCUGGAAGUGGGUCGCAUCAUCGAGUGCACACACUGUGGCUGCCGCGGUUGCUCUGGCUGAUACUCUUGACUCCUCUGCAUCCUGGACUUUGAACCUUGGGCUCAUGCUUAUUGGGCUACUGCCUCCUGAAGCAACUCUUCUCAGGGUGGUGCUCAGAGAAAAGACCCAGGGGAAGCAUGAGCUCUAUAGGUGACAGCUAUAGUGUUCACCAGCUGAAAUCUGUAAAAAUAAAACCUUUAGA